Periophthalmus magnuspinnatus is the source of this 2402-nucleotide messenger RNA. It is a transcript of the gene ube2ka, whose product is annotated as ubiquitin-conjugating enzyme E2Ka (UBC1 homolog, yeast). The record is from RefSeq and is a predicted model, not a curated record. Gene Ontology annotation, cellular component: nucleus. Gene Ontology annotation, biological process: protein polyubiquitination; proteasome-mediated ubiquitin-dependent protein catabolic process. The transcript is spliced from 7 exons. Gene Ontology annotation, molecular function: ubiquitin conjugating enzyme activity; protein binding. Lineage: Eukaryota; Metazoa; Chordata; Actinopteri; Gobiiformes; Gobiidae. The coding region runs from base 299 to 901 and encodes 200 amino acids.
UGGCAAUACAGAUCACAUGACCCCUCUCAUCCAGACUGCAUGCAGGUUGGCAUUAAAAUGUUUUCCGAUCCACCAACCUUUGUUUCGUUUCGGUUUUGAGAUGACACGUUUACAGUGAGUCGCUUUUACGCGUAGAUAGAGUGGGAUAAUAAACUGUAAAAGAAGAGCUGGAGGAGAGCAUCAGAGCAGCUGUUGUUUUGAGGUCUAUCACAAAGUGCAGAGCUAACUGUCAGCAGCUAGGUUAGGUUAGCAGUCACCAGGUCCAGGGAGGCCCCAAGCCCACUCAGCACGGGGAAUCAUGGCCAACAUCGCAGUCCAGAGGAUAAAACGUGAAUUCAAAGAGGUCCUCAAAAGCGAAGAGACGAGCAAAAACCAGAUUAAAGUUGACCUGGUUGAUGAAAACUUUACAGAACUAAAAGGAGAGAUAGCAGGGCCCCCAGACACACCUUAUGAAGGAGGGCGAUUUCAACUAGAAAUUAAAAUUCCAGAAACGUAUCCUUUUAAUCCACCAAAGGUGCGGUUUAUCACAAAGAUUUGGCAUCCCAACAUCAGUUCAGUCACCGGUGCAAUAUGUCUUGACAUCCUAAAAGAUCAGUGGGCAGCAGCAAUGACAUUAAGGACAGUCCUCCUGUCGCUACAAGCCUUAAUGGCUGCUGCAGAACCAGAUGAUCCUCAAGAUGCCGUGGUAGCCAACCAGUAUAAGCAGAACCCAGAGAUGUUUAAACAAACAGCAAGGCUUUGGUCUCACGUCUACGCUGGUGCCCCCGUCUCUAGUCCAGAGUAUACAUGCAAAAUAGACAAACUGUGUGCCAUGGGCUUUGAAAAAAAUGCAGUGAUAGUGGCAUUGUCAUCAAAGUCCUGGGAUGUGGAGACAGCAACAGAGCUACUGCUGAACAACUGAGUUUGGAUCUGCUCCUCAAUACUCCUAUUUCUCCUGAUCUCAUUACACUCGCCCAGAGCCUGCGCCAAACCCACUGUCCAAAAGGUCCUAUAUUAUGCAUUAUAGGCUUUUAAAUCUUUGUACAGCCUAGCUUCGGUACUGCAUGUAGUUUAACUUGAUGUAUAUGUAUGGGAAACAAGUCAAAUAACAUCCCUUCUCAAAUGUCUAUACAAAACACCAGUAGAGGGUGCAAGGACUCAAUCUCUUUGUGCACAAUAGAGUAAUGGAAUUGAAAACAAGUUCAGAACAAUGGCUGUUAGUGCUAAAAUUGUUUUAGCUGUAUAGAUAAUAGAUAAAGCAAUUUUAGCUGCUGAACUGAGAUCCAAAUGUGUCUGUUUGAAAGGGAAGAGCAUAGAGCACGUAGACCAGUGGAGGCAAGAUAAAGAGUGGUAAGGUAUGCUUUGAAUGAACAAAUACAAUUUCAAGGGAACAUAACAAUAUUAAAAGCUCAUGAUAGUCGGUUUAGCGUAAUCUAGGACCUUCAAGACGUAUGUCCACCUCUCAUCCUUCUGUGUGUAGCAUUUCCCUUUGUCCCUUCUCUGCCCCUUCUCUGCUCUUCUCCUCUCCUCUGCUCCUCUCCUUUCCUAUGCUCUUAUCUGCUCCGGUCUUCUAGCCCUCGCUCUCCUCUACCCCUCUCCACUGCCCCCCUCUGCUAUACUGCUGUAUCAGUCAGUGUUGCUCCAUGAACCAAUAUUACCGGUUUCUUGAGGUUCAUAAAACAUUCCACUGAGCGCUACAAUCACAAGUCAAGACACAUCUGAUCUCUUUAUAAACAAAUGCCUGAUCUGAACCCCUGCCACUCCCCUGUCAGUCAGUGGCUGAUUCUUGCCUAUGCAGUGCAUUCUAUGUGAAAACCUUUUGUUUGAGAGUCAGAUCAUUUUGGGAGACUCUUUCCACCAAAUCAAGAUUUUGGCACAAUGUUGGCCUGUUUUUUCAAAUGUGGACAAACGAAAGGUUGAGAGAAUUUCAAGAAUUUAAAAAGUAACAUUUUUUCAUUUUAAUCCAAAGGAUGUAUUGUCAUGUUGGGUUCUCAUUAUGGUAUACUACAGUCUUGCUCUGAUAUUGUAGUAUUUAAUUUAAUAGUUCCAACCAUAUGACUUUAAAUUCAAAAUCCCCUUAUUCUUUACAUUCAGGAAUCAACAUUACUAAAAAUCCUAUUUGUAAAUCAGGCUGAUUAGUGUCACGGAGGUGUGACACAGUAGCCAUAAUCACCCCUUUCCACACCAUGGUUUCUCCACUGUCUUUGCACACUCCUCCAGCAAAACGCCAUUGUACAUUAUUUUCUUUUUGCCCUGUUCAAAGUGAUUUUAAACAUUUUUUAUUUUAUUUUGACUGCCUACGGGAAUAAAUUUGGAUUCUUGUUUUUAUUCUGAUAAAACAUAGAAAAAGGCUCAACAGUAACAAACUGUCAAACAGACAAAGUGAGAUUCAUCUGUAAAUAAAGAUAUUAAGUCUGUGUAAA